AGUGAGUGAGUGAGUGAGCGCUCGGGAGAGAUACACAGAGAGAGAGAGAGAGAGAGCGCAGCGGAGAAGAUGAGCGUAAAAGUGUACUAUACCACAGUGACCGGGUCCAGGGGUGUGAAGUCCAGUCAGGCUGAGGUGAUCCGCGUCCUGGACGCGAAAGGGGUCAAGUACGAGCUGAUCGACAUCUCGCAGGAGAACUCUCUGAAGGAGGAAAUGAGGAAGAAAACAGGGAUUCCCGAUGCUUGUCCACCACAGAUCUUUAACGGGGAGCAGUACUGUGGGGGGCACGAGGAUUUUGUGGAGGCUGUGGAAGGGGAUACGGUGAUGAAGUUCCUGAAGCUGGAUUGACCUCAGACCUGCGGCCUGGGCCUGGCCCAGUGCUGGGGAAGCCCAGGACAGUAGUGACUGGACUCGCCUUCCCACAUGCGGUGCUGAUGUAGUGCUGUGCAAGGCUAAGUGUAGAUUUCUCUAAGGAUGGUAACGGCUUCUCUUUCUGCUGAGCACUUGUUGUUUGCUGGCCAUUAACUCUUUAUCUGCCGGGACCAUGACCCUUUACUGACCUGUCAGGACUACGACCCUUUACCAUCCCCUCCGCCUCCCCCCAAAAUGUAGUGCUGCGCAAUGCCUUAAGUGUAGAUACCCCUAAGGAUGGCGACGGAUUCUCUAUCUGUUGAGUACGCGUCUGCUGGGACAUUAACUCUUUACCUAUCGGGACCAUAACUCUAUACUGAUCUGUCAGGACCAUGACUCUACUCUUUACUCACCUGUCAGGACCAUGUCCCUCUAGCCCCCUCCCCUCCAAGCUCUUUACUGCCCUGCCGGGACCUGAGGGUUGCCAUCUCAGUCUGUUGUAAGUCUUGUUAAUAAUUAGGACUUAGUCGUGUUUGAGGCAUUGGUGAUGAAGAAGAUGAUGUUGGUUGAACUUCUCUUAGAGCAGCAUCUAACGAUAAGAAAGUAUCUAGUGUUGUGAAUGCCAUCCUAGAAAAUGAGUGAGAAAUCCUCCCGCCACUUUUCUCCCCCCCCCCCCAUCCCCGGGACACCUUCUUUCUUGCACCUCCCCCAUUAAACAUCUUCAAAGGGAGUCGUGUC
Messenger RNA from Callorhinchus milii (elephant shark), 1089 nucleotides. It is a transcript of the gene sh3bgrl3, whose product is annotated as SH3 domain binding glutamate-rich protein like 3. The coding region runs from base 70 to 348 and encodes 92 amino acids. Lineage: Eukaryota; Metazoa; Chordata; Chondrichthyes; Chimaeriformes; Callorhinchidae. The transcript is spliced from 3 exons. Gene Ontology annotation, cellular component: cytoplasm. The record is from RefSeq and is a predicted model, not a curated record.